This is a messenger RNA of Prorocentrum cordatum, 175 nucleotides long. The record is from the annotation of a GenBank genome assembly. NCBI's taxonomy places the organism in Eukaryota, Dinophyceae, Prorocentrales, Prorocentraceae.
GACGAGGGCACUGGCGUGAAGAUCGUCAAGUCCAUGGAUAGGGGCAACCCCCUCAUGAGGCUCAAAGACGAUCGCGAGGAGAAGCCGCAGGUGGCGCAGCUGAUGAUCCACUUGUUCGACACCCCGGAGAUGUGCCUCCACUACGCGCGCAGCCUCGCUGACAAAUAUAUUGGAG